AUGGGUCCACCUCCCGUUGUCACUGGCAUAUCACCAAAAGAAGGUCCUCCAGGAACUAGAGUAACAAUUCGUGGGGAGUUUCUAGGUAUUAGUGCAACGGAUUUAAUUGGGCUUAAAAUAUGCGACUGUGAUUGUCUCUUGUCAGCGGAAUGGAAGAGUAAGAACAAAAUAGUGGCUCGAUCAGGACCUUGCAAGGGUAGAGGUGAUAUCAUAGUUACUACAAAGUCAGGUGGAGAAGGUACUUCUACUGUGCAGUUUAGAGGAUACCAUGAAUCCGUAGGACCUAUGAAAGAAAGUGCCGUCUGGGUAGAAGAAGCUGCACCACCAUCAGUGCCAUGGGGACGUCGUCCCAUGUCCCCAACUGCUUAUACUCCACCCGACCCCCUGGGUUUGUCCACUGAAGGUGAUGAUUGUAAGUUUCCUGAGGAGGAAUUACAUGAGCUGUUUCCUGAUGGUUCAGGAAAGCUUUCUGAUGAAAAUUUUCAACCAGGCUGGUACCUUUUGGAACACCACAGCAAUACAUCUUAUGAAGAUUUAAAAGCUGGUAUGAUUUUUCUUCAAAGAAAGGUUGAGGGUCAAAAGGAAGGUCAAUUGAGUUUUCUCAAGGCCAACACAGGGGCAGUGAUGGACCAAUUAGAUCGUUUGGUGCUUUUAAAGAACAUGUAUGAAGAAGAUCACAGGAAAAAUGGUAGAGAGCCUCUACCAAGCUUACAAUCUGCUAUAGAAGAAUCAAUUUCAUUGGCUGAUUCCUUAUUCUCCGAGAUUUUAUCGCGGAAAGAGAACGCGGAUAACACUCGAGAGGCAUUGUCUCUACUUACGCGUCACAAGUUCCUUUUUCAACUUCCUUCAUCCAUUGACAAGAAUAUUAAGAAAAAGGAAUAUGACUUGGUUGUUAACGAUUAUACAAGAGCGAAAAACUUAUUUGGAAAUACUGAUGUUAAGCUCUUUCAAAAAAUAUUGACCGAGAUAGACAAGAAAAUAGAAGAGCUAAAAGAAAAUCUGUAUAACAGAAUGAAAACCAUGCCAAUUAAUGUUCAGGAACAAACCAAAUAUAUCAGGCUGCUGAUAAGCUUAAAUUGGGAUGGUGAUGCUGCUUGGACAGCUAUUUUAAGUCGAAAGGAUUAUUUAAUGACACUUAUGAACAAAGUAAAAGAGCAUUUCAAACAAAAAGAGGAGCAAGAAUCCAAUGAAAAAGGGCGACGGAGAGCGCGCGAGAGCGAGGGCUCGGGUGCGUGGGGUGCGAUGCGCGCGGCGUGGUGCGGCGCGGCGUGCGGCGCGCUGGCCGCCGAGCUGCACGCGCUGUGGCCGCUCGCACGCCGCUACUUCGCCGGCGAACUGGCUGGCGAGCCCGCCGCGCCGCAACGGCACGCCGACCUCAAGGAAAUGAUAAUCGCGGCGGUGGAGUCGUUUUCGGAGCAAAUGCGCGCGUGCCUGCUGGUGGGUGGUGCGGCUAGCGGUGCGGGGGGCGUGGCGGGUGCGGGGGGCGCAGGCGCGGACGUGAUGCGCACGCGCCUCGUCGCCAACCUGCGACACCUUCGCGACGCCUACGACUCGCUGCUCAAGCUGGACCUGCCCUCGCAACCACUAAGUAUAGUGGAGAAGGUGAUAUUCGACUACCGCGUGCACGGGAUGACCGUGUUUUUGCAACGCGCCCACAAACGUGUCAAGAGUCUCUCUGAAAAAGAAAGUUGGAAGAUUGAAGAGUUCUCAGACUAUGGUGCUAUUACUAAUCUGCCGCACUUGCUUGAGACAUAUAUGAACGAGGCAUUAUCGUCGAUACACAAGUGCGUGUUGAGCAGCGGGCGACGUGAGAAUCCUCUACUAAAUGAGGGCAGCGAGCCCUCAGCGACUCUGCAGCGACACACGCAGCAGAUACUGCUCGCCUACGUGACCGUACUGCGCGAGCUGGCCUUGCACCAUGAAGACCAGGACUUCAACAAUACAAGCCUGUCGGUGGCGCUGGACCAACGGCUGGACGAGUCGUACGGGGGCGGCGCGGGCGGCGGCGCGGCGCGAAGCUGGCAACAGCGUCUGCUCAUCGCCGGCGCCAACGCGCACUACACGCGCCGCCUCACGCUGAACAACAUCCUCGACGCAUUCCAAACUUACGGGCUCCCGAAACCAACGCAAGCUAUACAAACUACAAAGGACGCGUUGAGCUCGCUGGAAUCGAGCAUCGCGGAGACAUAUCUGGAACACAAGGGUGACCCACUUGUGGGCACGAUAGAGCCCAGCAUGUACAUGGGCCGUCAUCACACUGACGCCGAAGCUAUGGUCGACGACGCCCGCCCUUAUGUCUACGAGAUUAUUAACAAUCUCAUUGCGGUGCAUGCAGAGGUGGACAGCGUAUGCGGCGCGGCGUCGACGCGGUACGUGCGCGACAUCUGCGAGACCGUGUGCGAGGAGCUAGCGCGGCUGGCCGCGUGCGCGCCCGCCGCCGGCCGCGCCGCCGCGCUGCAGGCGCGCCUCGAGUACACGCUGCUGCGCCUCGCCGUCGCCGAGCACCUCACCAGGAAGGCCGAGUCAGUAAUAUAUCCAUGCACAUACGAGACCGUGUGCGAGGAGCUGGCGCGGCUGGCCGCGUGCGGGCCCGCCGCCGCGCUGCAGGCACGCCUCGAGUACACGCUGCUGCGCCUCGCCGUCGCCGAGCACCUCACCAGGAAGGCCGAGUCAGUAAUAUAUCCAUGCACAUACGAGACCGUGUGCGAGGAGCUGGAGCGGCUGGCCGCGUGCGCGCCCGCCGCCGCGCUGCAGGCGCGCCUCGAGUACACGCUGCUGCGCCUCGCCGUCGCCGAGCAUCUCACCAGGAAGGCCGAGUCAGUAAUAUAUCCAUGCACAUACGAGACCGUGUGCGAGGAGAUGGCGCGGCUGGCCGCGUGCGCGCCCGCCGCCGCGCUGCAGGCGCGCCUCGAGUACCCGCUGCUGCGCCUCGCCGUCGCCGAGCACCUCACCAGGAAGGCCGCGUCAGUAAUAUAUCCAUGCACAUACGAGACCGUGUGCGAGGAGCUGGAGCGGCUGGCCGCGUGCGCGCCCGCCGCCGCGCUGCAGGCGCGCCUCGAGUACACGCUGCUGCGCCUCGCCGUCGCCGAGCAUCUCACCAGGAAGGCCGAGUCAGUAAUAUAUCCAUGCACAUACGAGACCGUGUGCGAGGAGCUGGAGCGGCUGGCCGCGAGCGCGCCCGCCGCCGCGCUGCAGGCGCGCCUCGAGUACACGCUGCUGCGCCUCGCCGUCGCCGAGCAUCUCACCAGGAAGGCCGAGUCAGUAAUAUAUCCAUGCACAUACGAGACCGUGUGCGAGGAGCUGGAGCGGCUGGCCGCGUGCGCGCCCGCCGCCGCGCUGCAGGCGCGCCUCGAGUACACGCUGCUGCGCCUCGCCGUCGCCGAGCAUCUCACCAGGAAGGCCGAGUCAGUAAUAUAUCCAUGCACAUACGAGACCGUGUGCGAGGAGCUGGCGCGGCUGGCCGCGUGCGGGCCCGCCGCCGCGCUGCAGGCGCGCCUCGAGUACACGCUGCUGCGCCUCGCCGUCGCCGAGCAUCUCACCAGGAAGGCCGAGUCAGUAAUAUAUCCAUGCACAUACGAGACCGUGUGCGAGGAGCUGGAGCGGCUGGCCGCGUUCGCGCCCGCCGCCGCGCUGCAGGCGCGCCUCGAGUACACGCCGCUGCGCCUCGCCGUCGCCGAGCAUCUCACCAGGAAGGCCGAGUCAGUAAUAUAUCCAUGCACAUACGAGACCGUGUGCGAGGAGUUGGAGCGGCUGGCCGCGUGCGCGCCCGCCGCCGCGCUGCAGGCGCGCCUCGAGUACACGCUGCUGCGCCUCGCCGUCGCCGAGCAUCUCACCAGGAAGGCCGAGUCAGUAAUAUAUCCAUGCACAUACGAGACCGUGUGCGAGGAGAUGGCGCGGCUGGCCGCGUGCGGGCCCGCCGCCGCGCUGCAGGCACGCCUCGAGUACACGCUGCUGCGCCUCGCCGUCGCCCAACAUCUCACCAGGAAGGCCGAGUCAGUAAUAUAUCCAUACACAUACGAGACCGUGUGCGAGGAGCUGGAGCGGCUGGCCGCGUGCGCGCCCGCCGCCGCGCUGCAGGCGCGCCUCGAGUACACGCUGCUGCGCCUCGCCGUCGCCGAGCAUCUCACCAGGAAGGCCGAGUCAGUAAUAUAUCCAUGCACAUACGAGACCGUGUGCGAGGAGAUGGCGCGGCUGGCCGCGUGCGGGCCCGCCGCCGCGCUGCAGGCACGCCUCGAGUACACGCUGCUGCGCCUCGCCGUCGCCCAACACCUCACCAGGAAGGCCGAGUCAGUAAUAUAUCCAUGCACAUACGAGACCGUGUGCGAGGAGCUGGAGCGGCUGGCCGCGUGCGGGCCCGCCGCCGCACUGCAGGCACGCCUCGAGUACACGCUGCUGCGCCUCGCCGUCGCCGAGCACCUCACCAGGAAGGCCGAGUCAGUAAUAUAUCCAUGCACAUACGAGACCGUGUGCGAGGAGAUGGCGCGGCUGGCCGCGUGCGGGCCCGCCGCCGCGCUGCAGGCACGCCUCGAGUACACGCUGCUGCGCCUCGCCGUCGCCGAGCACCUCACCAGGAAGGCCGAGUCAGUAAUAUAUCCAUGCACAUACGAGACCGUGUGCGAGGAGCUGGAGCGGCUGGCCGCGUGCGCGCCCGCCGCCGCACUGCAGGCGCGCCUCGAGUACACGCUGCUGCGCCUCGCCGUCGCCGAACACCUCACCGGGAAGGCCGAAAAUUAUUUAAUGGAGGCUCUCGCAGGACUACCUCCUUUAGAAAAUGAAGAGGACAAGACGCGAAUGGAGAAUAUUAUCCAAGGGUUUAAAAAGAGAAUGGAGCUUCAACUGGCGAGUCUUAAUUGCAACAUGGAGACUGUUUAG
Parnassius apollo (apollo) is the source of this 4872-nucleotide messenger RNA. NCBI's taxonomy places the organism in Eukaryota, Metazoa, Arthropoda, Insecta, Lepidoptera, Papilionidae. The record is from the annotation of a GenBank genome assembly.